UUGCGGCGCGGCGAAGCCCCCGACCUUGCCCUCAUCCAAGAUGGCGGCGGCCUGAGAGAAGAAGAAAGAGCCGGCGGUUGGCCUCGUCCCUUCUCCCCUCAUGCCCCGCCGGGAUGCUCCGCUCGAGCGGCUUCCUGCGAGGCGUCGACUGCCCCUUCGGCACCGCCUGCCACAGGCCCUACUGCCACUUCCGGCACCCGCCCGGGCCGCAGCAGGGCCAGGCCAGGCCCCCCCCGGCCAGGAGCAGCAGCAGGAGGCCCUCCGCCUCGGCAGCAGGGUGCGGCUAUGACCCUUACAACCCGGAGCUUCCCAAGCCCGUGUCGCAGAGCCGCAAUGGCUCCUUGGAGGAGAUGGCCGAGGCGGCGCCCGGCAUCCUGGAGCUCGAGCUGGUCAACAAGGCCAUCGAGGCCGUCAAGAACGAAGUCGAACGCGAGCAAAAGAAGUACGAGGAGCUCUUGGGGACGGCGAAGGAGUACGGCUCUUCCGAGCCCCCGUCGCUGGUCUCCAAGGCCUCUGGGUCAGCAGCGCCCAAGUCCUUUGCUGCCUGGGAAUAUAACCCCGGGGGCUACAGCGCGGGCGGCAGUGCCGACUACAAUCCCACCCCCCUUGCGGUGGCCGCUCCUAGCCGCUCCACCAAAUACACCUUGGAUUCUUUCGACAAGGCGAAAGGCAAGGGCAGCUCGCUGGAGUACGUGCCCACGGUGGUCACCCAGCCCAAGAAGUACAGUUGCACCGUGGCCAAGAGCAAAUACACCCUCGACAACUCCAAGCCGUCCACGGACUUGGAGUACGACCCUCUUUCGAAUUACUCCGCCCGGCUCCUGAGCAAAGCCAAGGAGCAGAGAGGGGCCAAGAGGAAAAGGGAGGCCAACCCAGAGGAGGGGUAUUCGCCUUCUCCCAAGAAGCACUGCGACGCAGGGAGCGGCCCCGAGCCGGACGCCAGGUUCUCCGACUCGGAAGAGGAGCGCGAAGCGGCUCCCGUCCUCCCUUCGAAACCGAAAGCGGGUCCCGCAGACGGGAAGGGGUCCGCGCGGGCCGAUUCCCGUUCUCGGCAAAUGAAGGAGACGGCGGUGCAGUACGAUAUGGGGGACAUCGAGGGCGGCGUCAAGGGCUCGCCGGAGGAGGGGGAAAGGUUGGCCAAGGUGCCCCCCCAAAGGGACACGAGCGAGGGCAAGGGGGGCCCGAAGGAGAAGUUGAAAAAGAAGGCCGUCGUCGGCCCCGUGGCGGACGGCAAGAGGGAGCGUGGCAAGGCUGCGGACAAGGAGAAGGCGGAAGCGAAGGCUCAGCGCAGGAAUGGAGAGAGGAGUAAGGAGAAGCGCGGCAAGCCCCACGCCGACGGGCGUUCGAAGAAGCAGGAGGAGCCCCCCAAGGCUGCAAAAGCGGGGAGCUCCGGCACGUGCAAGAAGGUCCCGCAAGGACCUAGAGCAGAGAAGGUGGACAGCGUGAAGAAACAGGGCAAGCUGAACCCGCCCGGGGGCUUGAGACCCAAGGCCGAGGCUUCGCAGGCUGAACGUAAAGACAAGCAGGGGAAGCGGCCCCCUUCGAAGGGUCCCGCAGAGAGCCCCGGAGCCAAGUGUAAGGCGAAACGGCGGGCUCUGAGCCACGCUGACCUCUUCGGGGAUGAGAGCGGGGACGAGGGACAAGCGGGGCACCCUCACCCUGUGGCCUUCCCGGACGUGAGCUCGGAUUCGGACCCAGACGACGGCUGCUGCUUCCUUCCGCCCCGGGACAACGGGGUGGCGAAGCGCCCUAAGGCGCCCAAAGCUGCUCCUCCUCCUUCUUCCUCCUCGUCCUCCUCUUCCGACGAGCUCGACUAUUCGGUCCUGGAGAGGGACGUGGACUUCGAGUCGGACCCCAUGGAGGAGUGCCUUCGGAUUUUUAACGAGUCGACCGACGUCAAGACCGAAGACAAAGGCCGGCUGGGGAAGCAGCCGUCGAAAGAGGAAGGGGCCGAGGAAAAGCCGGCCGAAGACUGUCUAACCACGCUCUUUCCUGGCCAAAAGCGGAGGAUCUCCCACGCGACGAAGCCAGGGAACGCCGAGACCCCGACCAAGCCCGUCUUCCGCCCGUACCGGCCCCCGACGGCCCAAGAGGUGUGCUACCAGCGGAUCCAGCUGGCCCAGAAGCAGGCAGCCCAGCUGGCCCGGCAGCUGCCCCCCACGCGGCCGUCUCCAGCACCCCCGAGAGCCUCCGUGGCGAUGCACAAAGGGGAGAAGAAGAGGAUCGCUCACGUGCCCAACCCAGCUCUUCCUGCAGUGUCCAAGUGCGCCCUAGGAGGCCUCAAGAAAACGGCUCUGCCUGGGAGCACGGCGUCUUCCAACGGCGCCGAAGCCCUCUCCCUGAAAGCCCGCACGCUCGCCGGGAUGGCGUCCAAGACGACCAACACGAACGUCCCCAAAAGGAUAGCCCACGCUCCCACACUGCAGAGUGCUACUUUGAAAAGACCAGUGAUCCCCACGGAGUUCGGGGCAAAGGUUCCCACCAACAUCCGGCAGAGAUACCUCAACCUCUUCAUCGACGAGUGCCUGAAGUCGUGCACCUCGCAGCAGGAAGCGUUCGACAAGGCCCUGGCGGAGGAGAAGGUGGUCUACGACCGCAGCACCAGCCGCAACAUUUACCUGAAUGUGGCGGUGAAUACCCUGAAGAAGCUGCGCAGCGCCCUUCCCAGCCCCGCGCACGAUGCUCGCAGGAUCAGCAACCGGAAACUGGUGUCUCACGAGGCCAUGUUGGGAGGCAAACUGGCUGCCAAGACCAGCUUUACCUUGAACCGCUCUGCGGCCGCUCAGUUGCGGGCGGAGGACCUGAAAGGGGCCUCCCUCUACCGCCGGCUGAAGGAGUACGUGUUGACGGAGGAGGACCUGAAGGAGCACGGGUACCCUCUGCCGUGCCCCGAGACGUCGGGCCGCGCCGUCGUCUUCAACGCCGAGGAGAAGAAAACGACUGAUGGCUCCUGCAGGGUUUGCUGCCGCUGCGGCACCGAGUACAUGGUGACUCCGUCUGGGAACUGCGUCCGCAAGGAGGAAUGCGUCCACCACUGGGGGAAGUUGCGCAAGCAGAGAGUUCCUGGUGGCUGGGAAACCCAUUACAACUGCUGUUCGGGAGCUGUGGGCUCCCCCGGGUGCCAAGUCGCAAAACAACACGUUCACGACGGCAGGAAGGAGAGCUUGGAGGGUUUCGUGAAGACCUUUGAGAAGAUGCCCAGCGCGGACGGAAACCCGGGCAUCUACGCCUUAGACUGCGAAAUGUGUUACACCAAGCAAGGCCUGGAGCUGACUCGCGUCACGGUGAUCAACUCGGAGCUGAAAGUCGUCUACGACACCUUCGUCAAGCCUGACCACAAAGUCGUGGACUACAACACUCGGUUUUCGGGUGUGACGGAGGCAGACCUGGAGAACGCCUCCAUCACCCUGCGGGACGUCCAAGCCGUCCUGCUGAGCAUGUUCAGUUCGGACACGAUCCUGAUCGGGCACAGCCUGGAAAGCGACCUGUUUGCGCUGAAGCUCAUCCACGGGACUGUGGUGGACACGGCUAUCGUCUUCCCUCACCGCCUGGGCUUGCCUUACAAGCGAGCUCUGCGCACCUUGAUGGCUGACUACCUCAAGCGCAUCAUCCAGGACAGUGUGGAAGGCCACGACUCGAGCGAGGACGCCCGGGCGUGCAUGGAACUGAUGAUCUGGAAGAUCAAAGAAGACGCGAAAGUGAAGCGGUGAUAGAGGAGGGGCGGCCGCCGUUCUUCCUCCUUCGCCUCUUCCGCUUUUACCGGUGCAGUGCAAUAAUGAUAAUACGGCCUGUGGGGAGCCUGGACCUUCCCCCCCCCUUCUGUGUUCGCAGGUAUCCCUGCGUAGCUGCUGCUGGUGGCACCACUGAGAAAGCGUGUGACCUCGCGAGUCUGGCCACAACGUCCCAUCCCCCACGACCUGUGGCGCGGUAGGCCCACCAGAGAACUCCAGGAUAAAAUCUGGGCGGCGCCUAACUCCCCGAAACCCCGUCCCGUUCGCGAACCUCAAAAAACAGAAACUUCGCUUCUCCUUUGGGGACUUAACGUGGGGCUCCCUGUGCGCCGCCGCACGCCGGGAUGUCGACUGCGGCGACUCGGGCAAGCUGCAGAGGCUCCGGUCAGGCAGCGGGCUGCCUCCAAACCUGCAACCCCAGGGGAGAAGGCGGAGGCGGCGUGCGGUUGGCAGGGCAGCAGAACUGCCGGCAUGGAUAUACGUUUGAGUCCCGGCCGUGGGUACGGCAGGGCAUUGCGCUCGCGCCAGGAGCACUGGGGGCCUUCGGUGCAGCCGGCUGGUGUCGACCCACAGGAAAUGGGCCCCCCUGCAAAGAGGGGGUUCCCCUCACCCCAUCUCCCAGCGCAACGGGCCCCCCGGUCUCUGCUGCCUGCAUCAUCGGACUCCUUCCCAGGGCAGAGGAUUGCCCCGUAGGAUUGCCCCGGAUAAGGGACUGGCAGUCGUUCCCGCGACGGGUUCGCCGCCCGCCACCUGAGACCCCGAAUCGGCGGUUGCGCAAGCCCUCCAGGGUGGAAAACGGAGCACGAGCGUGGCAGAGUCGCUGCAGGAAGCCUUACGAUUCGUCCGCCUUCGCAACUGCAAAUCCAGGGAACUCCACUGUUCAGAGCAUAUCGCACUUAACUUCCAAGCUCAACCACGACUUUCUAAAAAAACACUAGGAAACGCUUCUUCCUAAUAACUGCUAAUCGCUGCUCUAUGAACGCCCCGUGGGGAAACUUAACCCAGCUCGCUUUUUUUGGGGGGGGGGGAUGCAAGUGGAAAACUUUGUCUUGGCGUAAAACGGAAAGUGGGGUGACGGUUGAAUCCGCCUCCUCAAAUUCACACACGCUCAGUUAUCCGUGAGUGUAAAUAACAAUGUUCUAGGAACAGAGCGAGUUAGAAGACAGGGUGGGGUUGGGGGUGUUGGUUAUCUAUUUAAAACAAGGGGGCAAUUCUGCACUACAAGCUGUUUUAGCUGACAAAACUCUCCCCUCCUGUGUCCCCCGAAUUUUCAUUUAAGGAGAGAGCCUAAAAUGCUCUCUUGGAGAGUUUUCAAAUGUUUCCCAACGCCGUCAGAAGCCGUUCAUUCCCUUUAAAUACCAGUUCCGUGUUUUUGCAGCUCCCAUUCUGCCCUCUUCCUUCCUUCCUUCGAGGGUAAUAAGAGGAGAAAGCAAGUCUCCUCUGCUCCUGGGGGGGGGAACCUAUUAUUAUUAUUAAUAAUAAUAACCUUAGCGCAGGUCAACCUCCUCUGCAGCUGACCUCAGCCGUUCCCUGGUUGACGAUUCCCAGAUCUCCUUUGUUUUGUUAACACUGUACAGUUAAU
This is a messenger RNA of Podarcis muralis (Common wall lizard), 5313 nucleotides long. It is a transcript of the gene REXO1, whose product is annotated as RNA exonuclease 1 homolog. Gene Ontology annotation, cellular component: nucleus. NCBI's taxonomy places the organism in Eukaryota, Metazoa, Chordata, Lepidosauria, Squamata, Lacertidae. Gene Ontology annotation, molecular function: exonuclease activity; nucleic acid binding. The record is from RefSeq and is a predicted model, not a curated record.